Molecule: messenger RNA, 1776 nt
Organism: Exaiptasia diaphana
Lineage: Eukaryota; Metazoa; Cnidaria; Anthozoa; Actiniaria; Aiptasiidae
Product: vacuolar ATPase assembly integral membrane protein VMA21-like
Exons: 3
Coding region: 93-356 (87 amino acids)
Biological process (GO): vacuolar proton-transporting V-type ATPase complex assembly
Cellular component (GO): endoplasmic reticulum membrane
Source: RefSeq, a predicted model, not a curated record
AAAUGGCGUCCUGAUGAGAGGCUCUUACUGUUGGCUUUUAAAAUUUAUUGAAAACUGUAUUCUUAUCAAGGUUUCUUACAAUCCAAUCAAUUAUGCAGCAACCAAAGAUAGCUGUAGAUGCAUUUGGUCCUAGAGAACGUCAAGUGCUCAUAACACUUUUAAAGUUUACARUUGGUAUGGUUGUAGUUCCUAUUAGUGCUUUCUUUUUUUCGAAAUGGAUGAUUUUUGAAGGAUUUCUGGGUUAUGCCAAUGGUGCAAUAGGGGCAGCAAUAAUCACCGUCAUCAUAAUACAUAUCAUCAUCUCAAUGUAUAUUGUUGUUGCUAUAAGAGAAGAGCCAGUCAAAAAACAAGAAUAACAAUGUUAUUGGUGUACUAUAAUCAAAAUAUUUAAAGAGUUCUUAUUGGAGGAGAUUCUGCAAGCAAGACAUAAGACUUGACUGAUGCCCCAUUUAAGAAAAUGACCAAAUAGCUCUACACAUUCAGUAAAAUWGGGUGUAGGAAUUAUAACCUUGAACUGAUAAACUAAGUAGAUAAUAAUAGAGUAGUUUAUGGUGUUUUAUGAUAGCAAUGAUAAUAAUUUUGUCUUAUAAAAUAUACUGUUAAUUUGGAUCAUUUGUAUAGAAUUAUUGAAAGCACAUUUACAACACGGCAUUCUAUGGAUAAAGUGCCAGGAUGAAAUCAAAUUCUUCAUACAGUGCGGCUACUGAAACUGGGGCCACCUAGAGAAUGUAAAAUAAUCACAAUUUCCAUUGAAAACAAGGCUUAAAAAGCUAAAAAACGAUGAUCAGUGAUAUUUCAAAGAACUAAAGCUUAAUGAGAUGAGGUUUCCUUAGUCUGAAUCCUUUGUUUUCAAUCUAAAUUGUGGGAUUUUAUAUUCUCUAGGUGGCCCCGGUUUCAGUAGCCGCACUGUAAAUCUAUCCUAGUAGAAUAAGGAAACUUUAAUGACAUUUUAGAGGUUAGUCAGAGAAAAAUGAUGAAGUCAUUUGAAACAUUAGUUCUACCUUGGUUCCACUUAUUUUUUACAAUAUAUGAUUAUUUACUAUUUKAAAACAAUUGCUUCAUUGGCAGCACAGAUAAAACUCUCAGUAGAAUUGUGCUUUCCAUGAUUACUCAAUCAGAAACACUGAUUUUGACUCRUGCUAUAACUUCUGAUAUUUUUUAGUUUAAAUCCAUAGUAAUGAAUUAUAGAUUAUUUUAGAUGACUUGACUUGAAGGCAAAAGAAUCUCAUCAUCUUCACUAUCAGAAGCAAUUUGAAAGCGGUACAUAGGUGUCUGUAAAAGAGUAAAACAAAGAUUGAAUUAUUCAUGUUUGAAGUGGUUCAUUUAUCCUGGUUGUAUUUGAUAUUUUAGAUGAACCAAUAGACUUUUCUGUCCCAAAAUAAAUAGGGAACAAAAACCUCAAUAGAGCAGAUUUCGUGGAUUAUCCCUUAUGAGGGAUAGGGUGGAUGGUUUUGUCUGUUCACUGUAGAUUUUUGCCUUGCAGGAAAUUUAGCUUUAAAAAAUCUUUCCCCCCAACCCACCUUCAAAUGUUUACUGGUUAGCCCCUAACUUUAGGUUGUGCUGUCGUCUGUGACAAACCUUUUAUACAUACCAAGUUAUAAUAACAGUAUUAUAAGAAUUAUGAAUAAAAUAAGAAUUUAUGUCAAUUAGUAGUACAUUUUUACCUUGUUAUCUUGUUGUUUGAGGUGCUUGUAAAAUGAAAACACGCAUAAAACACAGUACAUCUAAAAUAAAUGGAUAAAAAAUAUAUUUAUGAAAAUAAARCAGGGAARUCAA